GCCGACCCAACAUGGACCCGGCUCCAGAAGACUGCUCCUGGGUGCUGGACUCCAUCGUCGGCUUCCUGCAGGGCCCCGUGUGGACUGCACCCGUGCUCACCUUCAUCGAGCACAAGUCCUCCAUUUUUGAACCUGGAGCCACGGAGCAUGAGCAGGAGUAUAAGAAAGUAUUUGAAGAAUACAAGGACCUGGUCGACUCUAUGCUGACCAGCUACAUGGAGGACAUUGGCAUCACCCCCGAGCAGUUCCAAGAAGCGUGUGACGAGAGUAAAACAGGCAUCCUCCAAGUACGCUUCCAGCAGGCACUGUUCGAGCAGGUGUGGGCGGCCAACGACUACGAGGUGUUCCGGCGCAUGAUGGCGCAGAAGAACCUGGAGCUGCAGCUGCAGGCCCUCGAGCUGAUCCAGCAGCGCUGCGGCGUGGUGCCCCAGUCGCUGCUGCCGCCCGACGGCGAGCCCCUGCAGUCCGAGCAGGAGCUGCAGCUCAUGGAGCACGUCAUCAGGAGGUCCAUAGAGGACUACGAGGCGAGCAGGGCGCAGCUGGACUCCAGCACGCUGCAGCUGGAGCAGUCCCUCGCCGCGGCUACCGGAGAGCACCAGCGCCUGGAGGCAGAGUGCAGGAGGGAGCGCGCGCUGCUGCACUCCGCCCUGCAGCACUCUCUCGACUCUUCUGCUCCUUCACCUGUGCCUGAGGAAAAGUCACAGAUUGAACCAGAAAAAACAGCUCCAUUAAAUGAAGUUCCUCAGCCCGAGGAGAUGGCGCGCCGGCAGCAGUACCUGCGGCAGCAGCGCGACAAGCUGCUGGCGCUGAAGAGGCGCGAGCGGGAGCGGCAGCUGCAGGCCUGCGAGAAGAGCGCGCGCCCCCGGUCCGCGCGCGCGGCGCAGGCGGCGCAGGGGGCGCAGGGGUCGCCCGGGUCGCAGGGGCCGCAGGGGCCGCAGGGGGCACAGCCCGCCCCCGCCGGCCAGCUGCAGGCGCGGCGCGCGCUCGCCGAGCGCCUCAGGGCCGAGGUGGCGUCCCAGCAUGCUCGCACUUAG
Molecule: messenger RNA, 1034 nt
Organism: Bacillus rossius redtenbacheri
Lineage: Eukaryota; Metazoa; Arthropoda; Insecta; Phasmatodea; Bacillidae
Product: cilia- and flagella-associated protein 36
Exons: 7
Coding region: 12-1034 (340 amino acids)
Cellular component (GO): axoneme; ciliary base
Source: RefSeq, a predicted model, not a curated record